AUGGCGUCUCAGCCAAUCCUGGACUGGCAGCUGGACGAGGACAGGUUCGUGACGCUACUGGAAAAGCUGAUCAACGAGGCGCGUUACCUUCAGAACAACCCUCCUGAAUGCGUGCCCAAGGAGGACCGCGCAGUGCGACACGUUCUCGAAGUGCUGCAGCCCUACAGUGAGGAGGAGGGCGGCCCGCUGCACAUCCAGCAUGUGAGCUACGUGGAGGGGCGAGGCAACCUCAUCAUCACAUACAAGGGCUCACACCCCUCCAACGUGCUCUCCUUUGUCGGCUGUCACAUGGACGUCGUCACUGCCAACCCCGAUGACUGGGACUUUGACCCCUUCACAUUCUCCCGAGAUGGGGACAAGCUGAGAGGCCGUGGCACCACGGACUGCCUGGGCCACGUGGCGCUCGUCACGGAGCUCAUGCGCCAGCUGGCAGUCUGCCGCCCGGAGCUGGGCGCUACAGUGGUGGCGGUGCUGAUAGCCAAUGAGGAGAACGCAACAGUGAAGGAUAUUGGAGUGGAUGGGCUGGUGAAGGCAGGCCUGCUGGACCACCUCAGAAACGGACCCCUCUUCUGGGUGGAUACGGCAGACAAGCAGCCGUGCAUAGGCACGGGGGGCAUGCUGGCAUGGAAGCUCAAGGCGUUUGGGAAGCUCUUCCACUCGGGCCUGCCGCACAAGGCGGUGAACCCUAUCGAGCUCGCCAUGACAGCCUUGGCGGAGAUUCAGACCCGCUUCUAUCGGGACUUUCCUCCUCACGAGAUGGAGAAGACGUAUGGGUUUGCCACACCAUCGACCAUGAAGCCCACUCAGUGGUCGUAUCCGGGCGGCAGUGUGAAUCAGAUCCCUGGGGAGUGCACACUUGCAGGAGAUUGCAGAAUAACGCCAUUCUAUGAUGUGGAUGAGGUGGCAGCAAAGCUGAGGGAGUACGUGGCAGACAUAAACGCCAACCUGUCCACACUCUCAGGCCCCGGCCCGUGCUCGAAAUUUGUUCUGCCCGAAGAGAAUCUGCAGGGCAGGCUCGAACUGGAGAUAGCAGAGGCGCCAAUGAAGGGUGUGGCGUGUAACCUGGACUCGCCUGGUUACCACGCGCUGGUAACUGCCACGAAGGAGGUGAUGGGCGAAUGCAAGCCGUACUCCAUCACGGGAUCCCUGCCGUUGAUUCGCGAUCUGCAGGAGGCGGGGUUCGAUGUGCAGACCAUGGGAUAUGGUGUCAUGGCCACUUAUCAUGCACGAAAUGACUACGAUGGAACCAUGCUCGCAUUCCUUGUGCGAGGCAAAGUCGUGUACACACUCGGCGGCCACGAAGCACUGGACAAAAUCCGCGCUUACAAGUUCCUCGAGCAGCUCCAUUCCAUCCACGUGCUCGCAGCAACCAAGGACGGGAUUUUCCGCACCGACCUGCUCACCUCUCAGUACAAUCACGCCCUUCAUAAGCUCAGCUCGCAUAUAGGCACGCUCAUGGCUACUGAGUCGAGCUUGUUUACAGCAAUUGAUUCUAUGGAUUCACCAGAAGGCGGGAGGGUGAGUGGAGGGAGGUCCAGGCCACAUCUAAGGAUGGGGGUUGUAAAUAGGGAUGAAGGGGAUGGUUGGCUGGGGGAAGAAAAUAGGGGCAUGGGUUUUGGCCUAGAGAGGGGCAUGGAAGGCGUGGAGAGGGGCAUGGGUCUAGGCUUAGAGAGUGAAGAUAGCGCUGUGAAGGUGGAAGUAGCUGAUAGCAGCAGCGGUUGCGAGGAAGAUGAGGAGGAGGGUGAAGAGGAGGAGGAAUUUGUGUGGAAUCCGCAGCAACAGCUUCAGAAGCAGCAGCAACAGCAGCAGCAGCAGCAGCAGCAGCAACGCCGGCCAUACUUAGACCUAUCGUCACUGCAGCAAGAGCAGCAGGGGCAGCAACGGCAAGCGCGGGAACAGCAGGGGCAGGGGCGGCAGGAGCAGGAGAAGAACCCUCUAAGCGACGCUGGAGACUCGCCCAUGAUCAGCCCACGGCCUGAAUGGGCGCGUCAGCUGGCCUUGCUGCGAAACUACACCAGCGAAGCCACAGAUACAGACAGCACAGCUGAGAACCAUGGAAAGGACAUGGUAAAACGGUCAGGCAGCAAAGCGAAGCAUCCUUUCAAAGAGGGGGAGGUGCGGAAAAAGGGGACGGGGAGGCAAGUACAGGCACAGAGGGACGAUGGGGAGGGGCUGAACGGAGGGAGAAGGGACCGAAGCCGCAAUGGGACCGUUGUGGGUUCAAGUUCGGAUUUCAGGCGGACGGAAGGAAAGGGGAGGUCUGUUAGUAGUGGGGGGUCUGGAGGGGCGGGGUCCGGUUUUGAUAAGGAUUUUUCAGGUGAUGGAUUGCCGAAUAGGUCUGGCUCGUUCCCGAACCUGUCUCCUGCUCGUGUGAUUGCUGCAGCCGGAGCAACGGGAGGAACAAGGGCAGCAAGAGCAACAGGGGCAGCAGGGGCAGUAGGUACAGCAGGGGCAGCAGGAGGACGAGGCAAGGCUCCCGUGGUUGCGUAUGGGCGUUGUAGGUCCUUGUCGUUUGGAGGGAGCAGCAAGACGCGCCUGCAGGCUGAUGAUUGCAGUGGUGACGAGGAUUACUAUACAGAGGACAGUUUUUAUGAGGAGCAGGUGGGCAGGAAGCGUUGCAAUGAUAAUGAGGUUUACCAUACAAGAGUUUCUGCUGUAGCUGGUGCUGGUGGUGGUGCUGGUGCUGGUGGUGAUGGUGAUGGUGGUGGUGGUUGUUCUGGUCAUGGUGGAAAGGGGAACGAGGAGAAGAAGAAGGCUUUUGGUGCAGCGUGGAAAGCACAGAAGGUGGGGCACCAGGCGGGGCGCGUUAGACGAGCAACCACUGGGUCAGGACAGCAGAAGCUGCCCUUAGGCCGUGUGAUGCACACCACCACCGGCACUAAGGUUGCUACUAGGAGCCUUACAGAUUCUAGGAAUGGUGCUGGGACUGGAGUUAGGAAUGGGGCUGGUGCUAGGAAUGCGGCUGCUACUAGGAGUGGUAGUGCUGGGAACGGCACCAAAAUCGGUGGUGGAAGUGGCAGGGAAUCUGAUGAUAGGAGUGGCAUUACUGGGGCUCGUGCUGGGGCUAGUAGUAGCAGUGCAUUGGCACGAGGGCACAUAGGGAAGUCGUUUUCGCAGGACUACACGAUGCAGGUUUUCCCAAGGGAGGAGCUGCCAGGUGGGCAGGGGCAGAGGGCUUCUGGCGGUUCAAGGGGUGGGAGAGGAGGUGUGGGGCACUCAUCGCUUGGUGGAGAGUGGGGUUUUGGUGAUUCUGGUAAUUCUGGUAAUUCGCCCUCCGGCCAAGCAUGGGACUCGGAGGUUGCAAGCAGGCUAGCAGCUGUGGGCGCUCGUGUGCUAGCAGGGAGUGGAGGAGGAGUAGGGGGAGGAGGAGCAGGAGUCGGGACGGGGAUAGUAGGGGCAAAGUUAGCAGGGAGAGAAGCAGGAACAGAUGCAGGAUUCCCGAGGGGCGGUUCGGGGGACGAUCUGUUUGACGAUAUCUCAGAAGGCGAUGAGGACGACUCUGACGCGUUUGAGUGGCGCCCAUCUCGUCGCCGCACUCGCAUGCUGGGCGGUGUUGCCCGGUCCACGUCAGCAGUCACCUCUCCCACGUCAGCGAUGGGCUGGACAGUGGUGACGGUGGGAGGUAUGGUGGCAGUGGUGACGGUGGGAGGUAUGGUGGCAGUGGUGACGGUGGGAGGUAUGGUGGCAGUGGUGACGGUGGGAGGUAUGGUGGCAGUGGUGACGGUGGGAGGUAUGGUGGCAGUGGUGACGGUGGGAGGUAUGGUGGCAGUGGUGACGGUGGGAGGUAUGGUGGCAGUGGUGACGGUGGGAGGUAUGGUGGCAGUGGUGAUGGUGGGAGGUAUGGUGGCAGUGGUGAGGGUGGGAGGCCGCAGCUUCGGGUUCGGACGAUCCUCCAGUACCAGCCAACCAGCGCGUGAGGAGCAGGCACUAGCAGCCAAAAAGGCCCAGUUGGCCACGUUCAGCCGAUGCGUGAGCACAGGGCAUUGGGAGGGGGAAGCGAGAGGGAAGAACAUCGGGAGGAGUGAGAGUGAGAGUGAGAGUGGGGAAGAGGUGCGAUGGGACAGGGGCAGGGGUGGGAGCGGGAGUGGGGGCACUGGCGUGGGCGCGGGCAGGGGCAGGGGCUGGCAUGGAAGCAGGGAAGGGCGUGGAAGCAAGGAGAAAAUAUAUUCUCAUGAAGUGACACCAACCAUUGGUGGGUUUAAUCAAGCUGUAGGCGGGUCUAGCAGCAGCCAUGGUGAUGGCACAGCCGAUGGUUACACCGAUACCACCAUUGGUUACCACCACUCACGCGAGCCAUCUCUCUUCUCCCCAGUAGCAGAGGACGAGGGCCAGGAGCCCGUCUCCUCCUCCACACUCUCCUCCUCCGCGUCUUCCUCUGCAGCCUCCCUCUUUCUCCGCUCCAUGAGCUCUGGUAGGGCAGAGGAUCUGCUGCUGCAGCAGUUUCACCGCCAUCUCUCCCCUGAGGUUCGCCCUGGCACUGCUGGUGGCGCCUGGGGAAGCAGAAACCACGCAGGUGACGAUUCGGGCGGCGGAAAUCGGAGUUCCGGGGAUUGGGGUAGUGGUAACGGUGGGAGUGGAGUCAUAGGGAAGGGAAAGGAUGGGGUGGAGGGACGAGUGGGAGGUGGGCGGAGAGGGGAGCUGGGGCGAGGAGGGGUUGGGGCGUUAGGGGGCGCAGAAGCAGCAGCAGGAUUGCGAGCGGCGUUUGUGAGUGGGAGAGCGCGCAGCAGCAGCUUCAGUGGCGCUGCUGGUGGGUUUGCGGGCAGAGGGGGGGGCGGAUGGGGUGGGGAAGACGACGAGGGAAGCACACCCGGGGGAGGGGCGUCUGGGGGAGGCACACCUGCGGGCGGAACACCCAGGGGAGGCGGAUAUGGCAGCGGGACGAGCAGCGGUGCGGAAAGCACUGGGUCAGUAAUUGAAAGAGGCGGUGGUGGUGGUAACAGUGGGAGAAGGAGAAGCGGGGGUUUGGGGAGCGGGGAUGGGGGGGAGGGCAGUGGAGGACCUAGGCUGACAGAGGCUCAGAAGCAGCGGUGGCAGGAGUACCAGCAGCUGCUGCCUCCGCUGACAUUGCCGCCUGUGCUGGAACGGAGGCUGAAAAUGCAGGAGGCGGUUCUGAAGAGGCAGGAGGCGCUGCUGCUGGAAGAGCUGCAGCAGCAGAAGGCACUGCAGGAGCAGAAGAGAGCUGAGGAGCAGCGGAAGCAGGUGGAGGAGGGAGCGCACCAGCAGCAGCAGCAGCAGCAAACGGAGAGGCAGCAGCUUGCAGGAAAGCAGGAGGUAACUUUGGUUCCGCAACAGGAAGAGUUGGGCAGUGUCCCGUUGGAGAAGCAAGAAGAGCCACAGGCAAAGGGACAGCAGAAGCUGCCAGAGCAGCAGAAACAGCAGCAGCAGCAACAGCUACAACAGCCACCGCUACAGCCCCAUCCACCCCAGAAACCAAGGCUGGAGCCGCAGCCCCCCCAGCAGCCCAGGAAGGAUCGUGACCGUCCGUUUGUGCGGCAGCGGAUCUGCCACUCGGACGAGUUCAUCCGGCUGCCAGCUGGCAUGACCGCCCGCGGGGGCGGCAGCCUUGUUGGGCUGUCCACGCGGGCGCACUGCCUGGCUGCUGCUGCCACGUCAGCAGAGUCUCCGGCGGGCGGCAGACUGAGCUUAGGAGACGCAGGAGGAGGAGAAGGAGGAGGGGAAGACGAUGGGGUAGGAGGAGGGGGGCGCGUGGAAGGAGGAGGAGGGGACAAUGGAGGAUGGGGCAGAGGAAGGGGAAGAGGGGAAAAUGGAGGAGGGCAGCUGCGAGUAGGAGCAGGGGUGGGAAGGGGCAGGGGACAAGGGGGGGGAUGGUCUAGAGAGAUCCCUAUAUCUCUGUCCGUAUCAGGCAUCCCCACACCAGGCCUAGAUGCACAGACAGACAAAAUGACAGAUGCUAUGACUCCCACACAGUCUCCCGUCUGCACGCCCCCUCCGUACGCGCGCUCACUUGUAUACGGCCGCUCCCCCCGAACGGCAUUUGACCGCUACCGCAUCCGCAGCCUGGGGGCCAUUCCCCCGGGGGGGCUUGUGGCUGGGUCCAUCGUGGUAGGGGGGACAGUGGGUGGGGUAGGUGGAGCAGCAGUUGCUGCGUCUACUGCAGCUGGUGGCAGUGUUGAUAGUACUGGUGCUGGUGCUGCCUCCGCUGCUUCUGCUGCUGCCCAUGCUGAUGCCGCUGCUGCUGAUGGUGAUGGGGAUUCUGCUGCUGGUGCUGCUGCAGAGGGAAGCGGUGGGGGAGAGCAGGGAGACGGGGCGAGCAGGCUGCGGGGAUCAGUUGGACUCACAGCCCCCUCAGGCCUCACCUGGGACGAGGAGAUCUCUCGGAAGCUGGCUCUGCGUGGGGUGCAGGUGCGGCCGACCAGCAGCAGUGUUUCAGCUGCAAGCCCCUCAUCUGCUGCUCACCUGCAAUCUAAGUUGCAAGGUGGAGGUGAUUUUGCUGCCACAGGAGAAGCAGGAGUAGCAGCAACAGCAGAAGCAGCAGCAGCCGCAGCUGCGGGUGCAGGUGCAUGUGAUGGGGGUGAGCGUGCGAGUGCCCGACUGUCAGUCUCUGAUUGGGUGCGCUCCUCUUCCACCUCCUCCUCAACUCCUGCCAAUGCAUCCGGUGCUGAAGCCGCAGCAGCAGGAGGGGCAGCAGAAGGGGCGGCUGGAGCUCCAGGUGGAAUCUCAGGUGGAAUCUCAGGUGGAGACUCAGGUGAGAGUACCGGUGCGGGUGCAGGGCGGUUGGAGGGGAAGGAACGAGGCAGCAGCCUUUUCUUUGCUGUUCCUGCUGUCCUAACUUCCAGUUCAGCUACAGAUGCAGGGGCAGCAGGGGCAGCAGGGAGAGGUGGGCUCAGAAGCCCCUCUGCGUCCAAUGCUCGUGCUGCUUCAACUGCUGAAUCUCCAUCCCCUAGGCUCCUGCUUGAUUCAGCAGCAGGCUCUUCUAAAUCCCUCCCCAGGCACAUCUCACCACCAUCACCACCACCAUCGCCACCACCAACUGGCACAACAGCAGUAGCAGCAGCAGCAGCAGCAGCAGCAGCAGGGGUAUCACCUGGGAGGUCCCUCCACCACUCCCCAAGAUCACCUACCCCAGUUAUCACCUACCCCGAUUUCACCGAGCUUUCUCUCGACCUAUCAGAGACAAUCCCCGUCACCCCUUCCCGCUCUGCCAAGGGGUUUUCGCUGCCCGCCUCCCCUGCUGCUGUCGCCUUUGCUGCUGCCGUGGCUGAGGUUGACGCGUCCGGAUUCGCAGUACCGGAGCAGAUGCUGAGGGCAGAGAAGGGCGGGAAUGAGCUGGGGUCGGAGAAGGGCGGAGCAGGAGGGUCGUUCGCGUCUUGGCGCUCGGGGAGCGGUGCUAGCAGCGGGGGGAGCGUGAGCAGGGGCAAGGCAACUAAAAAGGUGAGCAGAUGUUGCGGGCAGAGAAGGGAGGGAAUGAGCUGGGAUCGGAGAAGGGCGGAGCAGGGGGGUCGUUCGCGUCUUGGCGCUCCGGGAGUGGUGCUAGCUAGCAGUGGGGGGAGCGUGAGCAGGGGCAAGGCAACGAAAAAGGUGAGAUUAUUGUUUGAGACGUCUCAAACUUAUGGCUCUUGGGGGUGUGGGUGCUGA
This is a messenger RNA of Closterium sp. Naga37s-1, 7596 nucleotides long. Lineage: Eukaryota; Viridiplantae; Streptophyta; Zygnematophyceae; Desmidiales; Closteriaceae. The record is from the annotation of a GenBank genome assembly.